Molecule: messenger RNA, 950 nt
Organism: Setaria italica (foxtail millet)
Lineage: Eukaryota; Viridiplantae; Streptophyta; Magnoliopsida; Poales; Poaceae
Exons: 6
Coding region: 30-467 (145 amino acids)
Source: RefSeq, a predicted model, not a curated record
ACCUCACGGCGUCCCGAAACCCCAAUCAGAUGAAUGUAGCACUCCGUAUAGUUGAACGGUGUCUCUGGCACAAGACCGAAUCGUUCUUACCGUCCUCUUCUUCGCCGUCGCCGGCACUGCCGAAAUCUCCACCGACUCCUCGUUUCCUUUCUUGCGGCGACGGCUGGGUGAGCGCCGCCGUCCUUCGCCAGGCCUUCGCUGGCGACGAGCAUCCACCAAGAAACACAUCAAGUUGUUUGGUGAUAAUGGACCCAAAGCAUUCAGCUGAAGUGUCCAAGCAUUUGGACAAGCAAAAUCAAGCACUAAUGGGCACAUACCGAGCAAUGUCCCAUGAGCUGCAUAAACUUCAGGUAGAAGAAGAAACAAUCAUGCGUAAGUUGUAUGAACUGAUGUCUGCAGAAGGGCUUCUUCCAAAGGAAAGAACUCUAAUUGAUGUUUUGUGUAGAUCAAGUUGCUUCUCAUGUUGAUGCUGCUUAUCGCAAGAAAGAAAAGCAACAGGAGGAAAAGGAUGUGGAAUCAACCCUGGAGAACAAAGAAUGGGAACCAUAAAGCUCAUUAACUCACAUAUGAUCCAACAUGGAUACCGGAUCAGCUGAAGAGCUAGGUGUCUGUUAGACUGUUAUCUUCUUUCUCCAUGGCAGUACUCUUCCAUCACACCUCAGACGACCACUGCAUUUAAAUUUGCAGUAUGAUGGAUUAGCAAUAGAGAAUUUCAGCUCCAGAUGUUUCACAAUUGAAUCUUUGAACCUGAAUAUUGGUGUAUAGAUGAACUGAACCAUCCCUUCUACUAUGAUGUUUGAAAUAUAGAUAUAGAUUAGCAGUAGUAUGGACUUUACCCUUUGUUCCCCCUUCUCAUAGAGCUAUUUGUUCCCAGGGACCGUGAGUGCACGGGCAUGCACAAAGUUUGUAUACUUAUAUUUUUUGGCUGAAGUUUGAUCUGUUUCGUUCAA